Molecule: messenger RNA, 5077 nt
Organism: Ixodes scapularis (black-legged tick)
Lineage: Eukaryota; Metazoa; Arthropoda; Arachnida; Ixodida; Ixodidae
Gene: Klc
Product: kinesin light chain
Exons: 10
Coding region: 344-2158 (604 amino acids)
Biological process (GO): microtubule-based movement
Cellular component (GO): membrane-bounded organelle; cytoplasm; kinesin complex
Molecular function (GO): kinesin binding
Source: RefSeq, a predicted model, not a curated record
GCCGCUGUCAGCCGCCAGUCUGCCAGCCGACUCGCUCAGCGCCAUUUUGCGAUCAUCCUGGAGGAUUUCCAACGCGAACUAUGGGGUGUUGCAGGCUGGGCGUGAAGUUUUUACUUUGAUCGACGCGCUACCGGCCAUCGUGCAUCGCGAGCCAGCCAUUCCUCCAGGGGUGACACCGGAGUUGCCUGUAUCUGUGUUUCCGCGUGACACCAGCAACACCGCCCGCCGAGGGGCUGGGUGUGCGACCAUCUCGGCUGUUUAGGCUUACUGCGGUUGCACGUCGACGCCGAUCUACGGACCCUUUGAGUUCUCAACGAGGAAGAAGAUAGAGAGCAUAGGGAGGAUGACGGCCAUGUCCCAGGAGGACAUAGUGAGCAACACCAAGACGGUGAUCCAGGGCCUGGAGGCGCUGCGCAACGAGCACAACUCGAUCCUCACGGGCCUGCUGAGCUCGGUGCAGGCGGUGCAGCAGCAGGCCCAGCGGGAGGGGGGCACCAAGGCGGGCCUGGUGGUGGAGGAGAAGGCCCACAUGGUGCACAAGUCCCUCGAGGCCCUGGAGCUGGGCCUGGGCGAGGCCCAGGUCAUGGUUGCCCUGGCAUCGCACCUCCAGGCGGUGGAGGCGGAGAAGCAGAAGCUGCGGGCCCAGGUGCGGCGUCUGUGCCAGGAGAACGCCUGGCUGCGGGACGAGCUGGCCAACACGCAGCAGAAGCUGCAGGCCUCGGAGCAGAGCGUGGCCCAGCUGGAGGAGGAGAACAAGCAGCUCCAGUUCGUCAACUCCCUCAAGAAGUACGACGACCUGUCUGCCUCCACCACCUCCGUGGCCUCUGCCGCCGACGAGUCCCAGAGAGCCGGCCAGGGCGAGCGGCGCGGGGCGGAAGGGGCACCCGCGGGAGAGGCUCCCCUGGACCUGGGCUUCCCGGAGGAGGAGGAGGCCCCCGGGGAUGCCCUUUCAACGCCCCCGGGAGGGGCCUCGAUGGGCGGCGGGGGCGGCUACGAGAUCCCCGCCCGGCUGCGCACCCUGCACAACCUGGUGAUCCAGUACGCCUCCCAGGGACGCUACGAGGUGGCCGUGCCCCUGUGCAAGCAGGCCCUCGAGGACCUGGAAAAGACCAGCGGCCACGACCACCCGGACGUGGCCACCAUGCUCAACAUCCUCGCCCUCGUGUACAGGGACCAGAACAAGUACAAGGAGGCGGCAAACCUGCUGAACGACGCCCUGGAGAUCCGGGAGAAGACGCUGGGCGAGAGCCACCCGGCGGUGGCGGCGACCCUCAACAACCUGGCGGUGCUGUACGGCAAGCGGGGCAAGUACCGGGACGCGGAGCCGCUCUGCAAGCGGGCCCUGGACAUCCGGGAGCGGGUGCUGGGCCGGGACCACCCGGACGUGGCCAAGCAGCUCAACAACCUCGCCCUGCUCUGUCAGAACCAGGGCAAGUACGAGGAGGUGGAGCGCUACUACCAGCGGGCCCUGGACAUAUACGAGCGGACCCUGGGGCCGGACGACCCCAACGUGGCCAAGACCAAGAACAACCUGGCCUCGGCCUACCUCAAGCAGGGCAAGUACAAGGAGGCCGAAGUGCUCUACAAGCAGGUGCUGACGCGGGCGCAUGAGCGCGAGUUUGGCAGCAUCGGGGCGGAGAACAAGCCCAUCUGGCAGCUGGCAGAGGAGCGGGAGGAGAACAAGAACCGGCAGAGGGAGAACGCCCCAUAUGGGGAGUACGGGGGCUGGCACAAGGCGGCCAAGGUCGACAGUCCCACGGUUGCGACGACCUUGAAGAAUCUGGGAGCGCUGUACCGGCGUCAGGGGAAGUACGAAGCCGCCGAGACGCUGGAGGACUGCGCCCUGCGGGCCAGGAAGGAGGCCCUGGAGCAGCGUCACGGCAAGCAGAUGCCCUUCCUGGACUUCUCCGGGACGCAAAAGGAGAAGCGGGCGGGCAAGUCGGGCUCCCGAAGGGGCUCCAGGGAGUCCCUGGACAGCGUCACGUACGACGCCCAGGCCGCUGACGAGUUCCAGGCGCCGCCGCAGAGCGCGCCACCGCAGGGUGCAAACGCGGGCUCGUCUAACGUUCAGAGGACGGACCAGCCGCAGGGAAUCAAAACGAAGCUCUUCAACGCCUUGGGACUCCACUCGCUGACGCCUUCGUCGCCGUCCUCAUAAUGCUUUUCUCUCUCCUCCGUUUCGUCUCGCUUUCUGUUGGUUCCGUGUGGUGCCAGGGAUCUCGUUUGUCCUCCUGCCUGAGGGGGUGAGGGCGACCGGAAGCCCGGCAACCACCAACAAGUCGACCGCUCCUCGUCGAGGAAUUGGCGCCUCAGCGCCAAAAAAGAUUUUGCGACGCGUCGUCUAAGCGCAGUUGCACGAACGGCGCGCCGCGGAGCGAAAGUCGCGACGUGGUCGUGUGGUCGGUAGAAAGGGCGGGAAACCAGCGACUAUUACCGGAACGGCAGAAUGCGGAGCGUAGGAUUUCGGGGAGGGUUGUGGGGGACUCUGUCAGGGAGAAGUGUGGGAGCGUGGCCCGAGAUCUUAUUGUCGGGAAGGGCAGCUCGACGGAUGGAGUGCCGCUCUUUACUCGCGGGUAUGUCAAACAAUGAACGGGUGGCCAAAACAUUGGUUGACGAAGAAACAAAAACGCCCAAAAAGGAAGAAAAUAAUCUUGGACAACACUUAAGCUUCGCCUUUAAGAGUGGAACGCGAUAGCUAUACGCACAAGCUGCCACUAGUUCCCGAGCCGUGCAAGCGUCUCUGCAUGGCCUAGUCUGUGGCGUGUCUGGCUUGCGACCGAAGGCUCCUGGGUUCAAAUCCCGCCUAACAUUCUUCAACCUUUCCUUUAAAGCAAUUGAAUUGCUUUAUGAAGGGAAACCAUCUGAGGCGUGCAGCGACUUUUAAUUUGCAUUACAUGCAACGUUUUAGUCACUUUCAUUCCACGCGUGACGUCACGUUUCACUUGAGCGUUGUGGGUUGUUUGAAAUGCCCGCGCAAGGUCAUGUGGCUGUGACGUCACGACCCUGUCGGCCAAUCAGGAUUUUCCCGUCACAGCGUCACCGAUGCCGGCUUUUCUACGACACAAACUCCUUAACUCCAUUAAGAAAAGAAGUCCCACGUCACGAGCGCGGCAAGCCUCGUUUCAAAAAGGUUUCCUGUCUCACUUUUUUUUUUCUCUUCGAUACGGUUUGGCGGUUUGUGCCGCCAAAUCGUAUCAAAUGGUUCUUUUUAUUUUUUCGUUCUUGCUUCCCAGUUUUUCUGUCUCAUCUUGCGAGUGUCGCUCGUUGAUAAUUUCGUUGCGGUCGUUUUGUUCUCCUUGUGGCGUUGCAUGCCUCUUGACUGUUGAGUCAAUUGCCACAAUAUUUGGAAGGGUUCCGUUCGCACAGUGCGCGAUAGGUGCAAUAAAAAUUCGGCACUUCGUUGCAGUUGCAGACCGCGGGCACGUUUGCCUGCAACUUUUCUUUCCUUUGUUUGUCAAACCACACCGACAGGAUCUAAGACUCGCGAUCUUGCCUUCUGGCGACGCAAGAUAGUGUGUGCUCGGUUUUGGCGACAUUCUCGCUGAAAGAUCGCUCGUCGGCUCUCUCUGGCAGUUUGUGUCGCCGGCGAGCCUUUCGAGAUUUGUCGAUACGUCGAGAACGUCUUUUCUGUUCUUGGCCGUCGAACUGCCUUUUUUGGCCGUUUUGCACCUGCAAUUGCCACCCGUAAUGGAGUUUUGGCCCUCGAAUGCCGCGGACUCGACGACUCUACGAAAGCGAGAAGUGCGGGGGAACUUUGACGAUACGUCUCAACAUUACGAAGUCUAGCUGUGCGCCUUAGAAGGAGCACCCUUAGAGAUUGAAACGUUUUGUUUUUCCGAGGUGGCCGGGCUUCCGUCUCGCCUAGCGGGAGCUUAUCUGUCGCGUUGGCGGCGGAACUGACAGAGAAGGCAAUCGAAGACUCGUUAGGAGUUGUAGGGCCGCUUUCCGGCUCGUUUAUGUGCGCCGUCGUCAUUGGCCUCGGUUGCCGCUCAUCUACGCCUCGGCGCUCCGCAACGGGUGGCUCGCCCUCUCUCGUUUUUUGGGGCUCGUACAUAAUGGCCGUUGGAAUGCGAGAGAGAUUUCCUUCGGAGGUGACAGUCUGUGAUAGCAGUUUUCGCCGGCGUUUUUCUUUGCCCGCUCGGCCGAGCACCAGACCGGCCGUUGGAUCCCGGGAAAGAUGCGCGCAAAACUCUUCUCACUUUUUUUCUUCUCUCUCGUCGUCCCGUCGAAAGCUGCGCGGCACUUGAAAUGCUCGAUAGGUCUUGGGUGCACGUAAAGGAUUGACUUGGCUACGUUGGGUGGUGCACCGGGAUUUUACGAGGACCACGUCUCUGUCGCAGGUUUUUGGCUCCGCGUGAGAAAGAGUAGCAAUUGAGCUUUGAGCUGUGUACAGUUUUCAAAGUCGAGGAACUCUCUUUAGGGAAAUACCUCCCGUUAAUUAAGACCUUUAGGGAACGAGGAAGGCACUUUUUAGUUUGCUUGCUUUGUUUUCAGAGAGAGUAUGCCUUUAGAACUACAGCUUUUUGGGUAAUUUCUUCGCUUACGAGGUAUAAAUAUUUAUUGCUGUUGGAACCUGGAGCCUGGACUGGGAGAGCUAGGUCUUAUAACGAUUGCAAUAACUCUGCUUCGCUCAUUUUCUCGAGGCUCGCUUCCUUCGUCUUACCUCAACGCAGACUUUGGCGAGGGCUGCAGCCGGAAGCUCCUGACUUGGAAAUGUGUCUUUGUUGUGGGUAGCCGUAAUCCCCGCAUUCCCUCAAAGAUGGAGCAGUUUCUAUAAAUUAGCUGGACGAUCGCGUAUCAGGAUUGAUUUCACAAUGUCUUUUAUCCUCGCAAAGAAUCAUUUACACUUUGUGUUAACCGCUACUGUGUGUUUUUGAUGACGGAGGUUUAAUGUGCAGUUUGGAGAUUUAAUGUGCAUUUUUGAGAAACUCUCUUAGGUUGAACCGAGAGGAGUGCGUUUGAAAGUGCGAGCAUUUUUUGUACGACGACAUCUAACGAUGCCGUAAAGUAUUUAAGAAAUGUGUUGGGUUUCUAUGCCUUUUGCAGUUCCCAAUAAAGACCUCUUCAUCAUUUGUAA